AUGUUACCUUACGCAAUUUUAUUACCAUUUUCGAUGGAUGUAUGGUACCAAUGGAUUUUAGUCUACAUGUACUCAAUUACAUCAGGUUUUUUGUGCGUUUUAUUUUACACAGCUGUUGAUAUAUUAUAUUACAUAUUAACGUCACAUGUCUGUAAUCAUUUUACACUGUUAUCGUUCGAUCUUCAAUAUUUAACUGACGGGAGUCUAUUAAGAGACAUAGUGAUAAGACACCAAUAUCUAUUAAAGUUGUCAGAAGAUUUAGAAGAUAUUUUUACGGCACCAAAUUUUUUUAACGUUCUAGUGGGUUCUUUAGAAAUAUGCGCUCUUGGUUUUACUUUGACGUUUGGAGGUGGUAUUCAAAUCCUUGGAGUUAUGUUGUUCCUGACUUCGGUUCUCUUACAAAUGUAUAUGAUGUGUUGGUUUGGUGAAACUCUUAUGAGAAAGAGCGCAAGCGUAGGUAAAAUGGCGUACUUUUGUAACUGGCACACUAUGGAUAAAUCAUCAAAGAAAACCAUUUUAUUGAUAAUAACAAGAUCCAAUAAGGAAAAAUAUUUAACGGCGUAUAAAUUCUCCAUUAUAUCUUACAAAUGCUUUACCAAGAUUAUAAGCACAUCUUGGACUUAUUUUACAAUAUUACGCACAUUAUAUACAGAGAGUGAAUGAAAUAUUCACAAGGAUGGUUAUUU
This is a messenger RNA of Papilio xuthus (Asian swallowtail), 686 nucleotides long. It is a transcript of the gene Or-42, whose product is annotated as olfactory receptor 42. Gene Ontology annotation, cellular component: plasma membrane. The record is from RefSeq and is a predicted model, not a curated record. The coding region runs from base 1 to 663 and encodes 220 amino acids. The transcript is spliced from 7 exons. Gene Ontology annotation, biological process: sensory perception of smell; detection of chemical stimulus involved in sensory perception of smell. Gene Ontology annotation, molecular function: olfactory receptor activity; odorant binding. NCBI's taxonomy places the organism in Eukaryota, Metazoa, Arthropoda, Insecta, Lepidoptera, Papilionidae.